This is a messenger RNA of Ceraceosorus guamensis, 1505 nucleotides long. RefSeq names its product tRNA-intron endonuclease catalytic domain-like protein. The coding region runs from base 242 to 1333 and encodes 363 amino acids. Gene Ontology annotation, cellular component: tRNA-intron endonuclease complex. The transcript is spliced from 3 exons. Gene Ontology annotation, biological process: tRNA splicing, via endonucleolytic cleavage and ligation; tRNA-type intron splice site recognition and cleavage. Gene Ontology annotation, molecular function: tRNA-intron lyase activity; nucleic acid binding. NCBI's taxonomy places the organism in Eukaryota, Fungi, Basidiomycota, Exobasidiomycetes, Ceraceosorales, Ceraceosoraceae. The record is from RefSeq and is a predicted model, not a curated record.
CGCAGACAAGCUGCCGAUUGAAGCUGUGCGCACCUUCUCCGUCAUCCAAGUCACGACUCACCACUGGAUCCAGUGUUCACACAUUGAGGGCCAACACUCAUCAAGACUGCGGCGGUCGCUCUUCACGUGCCUCGGUCGAGGUCCUCGAACCCACUCUAGCCGCCAGGCUAGCUCGCCCAUUUUCAGAUUUCGCUGGCGCGCUGGUCUGGCCUGCUUGGCCCCGAGCCCAAAGUUGAGCGCAAUGCCUCCCCCUCCUCCGGCCCUCGCCAACAGGGCGGAGCCUGUGGCCAGCGAUUCCAAGGGGAAGCGCAGGGAAUCCAUUCCUCUCUCGGUCAUCGAGGGCCAAGCCUACCUCUAUUCGCCUCAACACAUAGCGAUUGUCCGAGCAGAACAUCAUCUAACGCCGACCCUGGGUGGAACGUUGCCUAUUCUCAGCCAGCAGAAUAUCUUUUUGGGGCCACCUGCUACGCUCCAACCUGAGGAGGUAGCUCUGCUGCUCAGAAGAGGUGCCGCUCACAUCGUGGAUGAUCCGUCCGCAUACGACGCUCCUAGCACUUCAGCAGCAGCAGCCUAUUACCAAGCAGCUCGCGAAAUGAUCUUGGAGCAGGUCUCGCGGGCCAACAAGGCGCGCGAGCAGAUCAGUCAGCACAAGCUGGCGGAAAUGAAGGAGACCGAAGAGGUCAGGGCAAAGCGUUUGGCUCGAGCACGGGCGAGGCGAGAACAAAGCUACGAGGCGGACAAGUCGAUUGCUACUGUCGUUGACGUCGCAGCACCAGAGACAAAUGUACGCACAUCCAUCGAUCUAAGCUCCGCGACGUGGAGCCAAGUGACGCCUGCCACCAGUUUUGAACAGCCUGUGGCAUCGUUGGAAGGCGGCUGGUAUCGGGCAUCAGAACAUUCCUACACCACGCUUUCGCAAGCCCGAUCAGCAGGCGUGUGGAAGUUUCCUUCAAACGCGCGUGAAAGGGCUAGAUGCAUGGUGUUCGAAGAUCUGAAUGCUCGCGGUUACUUCUUGUCGUGCGGACUUAGGUUUGGGGGGGACUUCAAUUGUUAUCCUGGUGAUCCGUUGAGAUAUCACUCGCAUUUUACAGCCACUGUGCUCUCAUCUAGGAAGGAGACAGUCACUGCACACGAGCUCAUAGCCUCUGGACGCCUAGGCACAGCAGUCAAGAAGGCACACCUCAUUUGCGCAACGGCUGGCGCUGAAGCGGAGCUUGCGGACAGAGCUGAUGGCUUCGCAGAUGCGGAGAGAAGUGCAGAUCACAUGCCCACCACUUGCACGUCAACAUCUGUCGAAUACUUUAGCCUGACAUGGGCAGGCUUCGGCACUUGACGGAAGCGUGCACGUGAUGCAAUGAUGAACGUUAUUCUUGGCAGAACUGUUAACGCUGACUUCGAUGUGAUAGGCAAAUUUGCACGGAUGCCAUCAGUGCAAGGUACGAUUGUACAGAGGGUUGAUUGUAGCUAGCACGAGAGCUUUCGGGAGCUGCAGUAAUGAAUGUAGU